AUGUUUAAGAAAGAAAAAUUACAGAAAGAAAAUCGUAUGUCAUAUUUCUUUGGUGGAACUGUCAUUGGAAUGGCAGCUGGUCUGUUGGCUGGAAAAUUAUUUUCAAAUACAUUGAGUGAAAAAACAAAAAUUUCUGAACAUGCAAUUCUUGUUAAGAAAAAUAUGAAUAAAUAUUCUCAGGAUGACAACAUACAUAAUGCAUUUUGCCAUAAGAAUAUGUAUCAAUAUCAUAUUCGUUCUAAAAGUGUUUCCAGAUACAAAGAUAAGAAAUGUAUGAAGCAACCAUUCCCUGCAAUUUCUUUAAACAAAUUUAAUGAUGGGUUAGAAGAUAAUAUUGAUAACCUUAACUUAAACAUGUGUGACAAAAAUGAACAUAAAAUUCUUUAUAACAACAAAAAUUGUGCAUUGUUUAAUAUAAACAUAGAAAAUAAUACAAAAGAUAAUAUAUGUACUAACAUUUUCUCAGAAAAUUCUAAAGACAAGAAAAAAGAUAAAUAUUUUGAACAUGAAAAUAUCAAACAAGAAUUAUCAUGUAUUAUUCAACCCGAAGAUAAUGCAAAUAUUAAAGAAAAAAAUUUAUUAGAUAUAAUAAAUAGUGAAAAUGCAAAUAAUUUUAAUGAAAAAAUUUAUAAAAAUAUAGAGUUAACAGAUACAUUUAACGCAUUAUCUAUUAAUUUUUGUGGAGAUAAUACUACUUAUAAAAAUUUUGAAAAUGUAAAAAGUUUUGGGAUUAAUUCAAAUAUUUUGUCAAGUUAUGUAGACAAUGCAAGUAAUCUGGCUACAUGUAAUGAUGUUAUAUAUUGUAACGAUGAAGAAGAAAAUAACAUUUUGAAUUUUACUUUUAAUGAAGAAUUUUAUGAAACUGACAUAAUUUCAUCUACAAAACAGAAUAAUUUAGAAGAUAUAUAA
Molecule: messenger RNA, 909 nt
Organism: Eufriesea mexicana
Lineage: Eukaryota; Metazoa; Arthropoda; Insecta; Hymenoptera; Apidae
Product: probable ATP-dependent RNA helicase ddx42
Exons: 3
Coding region: 1-909 (302 amino acids)
Source: RefSeq, a predicted model, not a curated record